Messenger RNA from Cydia strobilella, 2882 nucleotides. RefSeq names its product zinc finger protein 260-like. The transcript has a single exon. Lineage: Eukaryota; Metazoa; Arthropoda; Insecta; Lepidoptera; Tortricidae. The coding region runs from base 113 to 1984 and encodes 623 amino acids. The record is from RefSeq and is a predicted model, not a curated record.
GAGAUGAAUGUGAAAUUCAUUAUACGCUAGAUAAUCUGUUUAAAUUGUUUUGUUCAUUUGUGUUCCAGUGUGCUCGGACGGCGUCUCCGCCCGCGCCAGGGAACAGCUCGCGAUGGCUUGUUCCGUGGUGCUCGAGCGCCUCCGCGACGACGCGAUGGUUCACAGUGGGAACAAACCAUACGCUUGCGAACACUGUGGCAAGCGUUUUAGAAACAAGUAUAUUUUACGAGAACACAUUCAACUCACGCAUUCAUCGACCGGACAAAAAUCAUUUGUUUGUGAUUUUUGUAGUUCUACGUUUCAAACCGAAUUGCUUGUAAUAGAACACGAGAAAAGCGAACAUGGUGUUUCAAAUUUCAUGUGUGCUGAAUGUGAGUUUACAACAAGUUCCAAGAAAAGUUUGGAGACUCAUUUAAAGAGUCACUCUUUGGAGACUAAUUUCAAUUGUAGUCACUGUAGUUACACAAGUUCGUGUAAAAGUGACUUGCAUAAACACCAAACAAUACACAUUGCUGGAGAUCCUAUUAAGUGUUGCGACUUUGAUUUCAAAUGCAGUGUUGAAUCAAACUUGCCACGUCACCAGAAGACGCACAACCGGAGGCACCAGACAAUACUCACUGGAAAACAGCCUUACACAUGUAGUUAUUGCGACUACAAGUGCAGUAAAAGUUUUAAUUUACGAGUACACGAAAGGACACAUACUGGCGAGAAGCCUUUUCAGUGUAGCCACUGUGAUUACAAAAGCAGUCUGAAGACACUCUUACAACAACACCUGAUGGUACAUACUGGGGUGUGGCCAUUUCAGUGUAGCCACUGUGAUUACAAAUCCAGUCGAAAGUCACACUUAGAAAGACAUCUGAUGAUACAUACUAGGGCGAAGUCAUUUAAAUGUAGCAAAUGCGACUACAAGAGCAAUGAUAGAGGAGAUUUACGAGUUCACCAAAGAAUACACAAUAAAGAGAAACGGUACACAUGCAGUCAUUGCGACUACAAGUGCAGUUAUAGCUCAGCCUUACGAAGUCACGAAAGGACUCAUACUGGCGAGAAGCCUUUUCAGUGCAGCCAAUGUGAUUACAAAUGCAGUCAGAAGUCACACUUACAAAAACAUCUGAUGAUACAUACUGGGGCGAAGCCAUUUCAGUGUAGCCACUGUGAUAACAAAUUCAGUCAGAAGUCACACUUACAACAACACCUGAUGAUGCAUACUGGGGCGAAGCCAUUUCAGUGUAGCCACUGUGAUUACAAAUUCAGCCGGAAGUCACACUUACAAAAUCACCGGAGGAUACAUACUGGGGCAAAGCCAUUUAAAUGUAGCAUCUGCGAUUACAAAAGCGCACAGAAAUCAGCAUUACAGACGCACCUGAGGAGACACACUGGAGAAAAGUCUUUCAAAUGUAGUAAUUGUGACUACAAGUGCAGUGAUAUUUCAGGCUUACGAAGUCAUGAAAGGCGACAUACUGGCGAUAAGAAUUUUCAGUGUAGCCACUGUGGUUACAAAUGCAGACAGAAAGCAUACUUACAACAACACCUGAUGAUACAUACUGGGGAGAAACCAUUUCAGUGUAGCCAAUGUGAUUACAAAUGCAGUAGGAAAUCACACUUAAAAGAACACCUGAUGAUACAUACUGGGGUGAAGCCAUUUCAUUGUAGCCACUGCGAUUACAAAAGCGUACAGAAAUCAACAUUACAGAGGCACCUGAGGAUACACACUGGAGAAAAGCUUUUCAAAUGUAGUAAUUGUGACUACAAGUGCAGUGAUAAUUCUGCCUUACGAAGUCAUGAAAGGCGACAUACUGGUGAGAAGAUUUUUCAGUGUAGCCACUGUGAUUACAAAUGCAGUAAGAAAUCAAACUUAAAAACACACCAGAGCAUACAUACUGGAGAAAGGCCUUACAAAUGUAGUCAUUGCGAAUACAAGUGCAAUCAGAAAUCCAGCCUACGACGUCACCAGAAGACGCAUGCUGGAACGAAGCCUACAAAGUAGUAAGUGCGAAAGCCUAAAAAGUACAACUGCAGCCUGAAACAGCACCUGCGACGACACCAGAUGAUACGCGGAAGAGAACCCAUAUUAUAGGUAUCAUUCGCGUAUGUCGUCUUUUGAUCUAAAUCGGAAAGUUAAACCUGACAUUGACAUUUCAGCUGCUGUGCUGCCCCCUACAGUACAAACAUAAUGUACUUGUACAAAUGUAAUCACUGCAAUUACGCGAGUCAAUUUAAUAUGUUUUAGAAAUAUGCCUAAAAUUAAGAUACAGUGGUGAAACUAGUGAAGUUAAAUGUAUUAGUGUCGAUCCGCUAGAUAGUGCAGUGAGUGAGCGCUGGGGGCGAAGUGGUCAGGGCUAAAAUUGCGAAAAUUUAAGUUCGCAAAUUGCGGGCAUCCUUAUCUGUCCCUCUAAUUACGCCUUAAUUGAAGUAAAAGAGAAAACGCCCGCAAUUUGCCAGUUCCAAGCCGGAGGUCGUAGGCUCAAACUGCAGACACGAAGUACCACCGAAUUUCUUCAUGUACAGUCGCCAUCAGAUAUCAGCGGCCACGGUGCUCACAAAUAUAUCAACACGCCUCUAUUGUCAAUGCGUUAGUGUGUGUUCACAUAUUUUUGAGCACUUCGACAGCUCCGAUAUAUCUGAUGGCGACCGUACAUCACUUGAUACUUACCAGUUCAUAUGUAGUUGGCUUGCUGGAGGAAAAUAUCGCAAAUUAUCUUACUAAAGUUAUUGAACUUCAUGUCACUGUCAUGAGAACGAUAACCCUAACCCUCUUAUGCAGUGAGAUCUACAUCUCUCCCGCUCUUGCAAUAGUGGAGUGACAGAGAUGGAGAUAAUCUAUACAAUUCUCGAAGGACGCUGUGCCAAUUGCGGCCUGAGGCUGCUGCGUGUUAGAAAAUAUA